AGUGUCUGCUGGCGUUUUGACGGAUGUCUGCCACACAAGUAUCACUAUGGAGACAAGUAUUAUCAUUAUGUCCUUACUUGAAAAACUCGAAAUCGUAUUGCUAUGGCAUCGUCUACACAGAAAAUACUGUAUUUAUAGAUGUAUUGAUUUUUUUUACAAUUUUCAUUUUAAAAUGAUAGUCCAAAUAGUGCGUGCGGUGACAUCAAACUAGUUCGCUGUGCCGUACAUAUACAGGUCAUAGGGAUUACUUUUAGGUGGAAAAAUUGGAUACUAACCCAACAUUUUUCUUUCUUUAAAUUCCACCAUGUAACAGGAUCUGAAGGUCAUGUCUUGGUGUGAGCGGAAGUCCGUCACGGUUUAUAUUGUAGCUGUAACAGCAUCUCAAUACAUUUAGAAUAAUAUCAAGGCCCACUUGACAAAUAAAAAUGCAAUCCUUCCCCUAACUGUUGGAAUUGUUUUACAGACCAGUUUGCGAAGACAUCCUUCAAGCGGAGUGCGGUUUGGAUUCGGCCGCUACGCUCAAUGAUCUCAUGUGUUAUGAAAUCACAAGCCAGUUCAGUCCGUGCCGGGAUGAUGACAGCUCUGAAGUAUUCCAUGACAGCGAGGCUUGUGAUGGCAGGGUGGACUGCUCAACGGGGAAAGAUGAGGCAAACUGUGAGGGAUGCGCAAUGGAAUGCUUCACUGGUUUAGAUGACCCGUGUAUUCCGCAUGGCUGGAUUUGUGACGAUAUCGAAGACUGUAUGGACGGGAAGGACGAACAACGUUGUCUCUAUGGCGUAUCAAAAGACUGCUUUUUCUCCUGCUUCAACAACUUCACCUGUCUACCAACACUAGAACUGGGGGAUGGCCACCGGGAUUGUGAAUUCGGAGAGGACGAAAUUCCUAAUUACAUUGAAGAGUCUCUGCGCGACCAUUGGGGCUUCUGCAGUUACAACUGUACGUCAGUCUACGGCAACGCGUUGUGCGUUCCUGACGCGUUCAGGUGCGACGGUGACGCGGACUGCUUGGAGGGAGAGGAUGAGCAGAUGUGCAGUGGCUACACUACUUUUCAGUCCUAUGAAGCUACCGAGAACAAUCCAGUUUCCCGCUACCGCUAA
Messenger RNA from Branchiostoma floridae (Florida lancelet), 1097 nucleotides. Its product is annotated as low-density lipoprotein receptor-like. The transcript has 6 exons. Gene Ontology annotation, molecular function: protein binding. The coding region runs from base 531 to 1097 and encodes 188 amino acids. NCBI's taxonomy places the organism in Eukaryota, Metazoa, Chordata, Leptocardii, Amphioxiformes, Branchiostomatidae. The record is from RefSeq and is a predicted model, not a curated record. Gene Ontology annotation, cellular component: plasma membrane.